This is a messenger RNA of Oncorhynchus nerka (sockeye salmon), 3435 nucleotides long. It is a transcript of the gene nmnat1, whose product is annotated as nicotinamide nucleotide adenylyltransferase 1. NCBI's taxonomy places the organism in Eukaryota, Metazoa, Chordata, Actinopteri, Salmoniformes, Salmonidae. Bases 1806 to 2633 code for a protein of 275 amino acids. The transcript has 5 exons. Gene Ontology annotation, biological process: NAD+ biosynthetic process. The record is from RefSeq and is a predicted model, not a curated record. Gene Ontology annotation, molecular function: nicotinate-nucleotide adenylyltransferase activity; nicotinamide-nucleotide adenylyltransferase activity. Gene Ontology annotation, cellular component: nucleus.
AAUGGUAGAUUGUUAAUAUUGUGUGGGAACAAGGGGAAGAUAUUGAAAAUAGAAACAUUGCAUGGGAUGAAGAUUAAAAGCCAUGUACCUGGUGCUUAUGCUAGGUUAAGGGUAUUCCUCACUGGGGUCCCAAUAUAUCUAUGUUCACAGAUGAAAGAGGAUCAAAGAAGUGAGAGGUUAUCAGUGAUGCUGAGGUUUGAGAAAGUCUUGCCGGGAAAAGUACAGAUAGGAUUCCUUAGUUUCAAUGUUAGAUCAUUUUCCCCAUGCACUGUGGUGUUUUAAAUGCCAAAGAAUGGGACAUGUAGCUGCUCAGUGUAAAGGAAAGAAAAGAUGUGCCAAGUGUAAAGGCGCACGUAACAUGAUUACGGUGAAUGUGGAAGCAGUGUGAAGGGUAAGUGCUGUAAUUGUGGGGGAGAACACAGUGCAGCAUUUGGUGGAUGCAAGGUACAGAGAGAGGCUCAGAGAUACAUCAUGACUGAUCAUGUAUCGUAUGCAGAGGCCAUAAAACAGAUUGGUAGAACUACAGUGCGGACUGAUGGAGCGUACAUGGAUGUACCUGUAGUGGGUCUACAGUCGGGGCUGGUGCUUCUGAUGGUCCUGGCAUGAUUUUGAGGCCUGUUCAGAAAUCUUGUGCUCAUGAAUGUGCCUUGUCAAAGGACACUUUGAUAAUGAAUUAUAUUGAUAAGAUUAUCAGUACAACUUGGGUUGUGGAAAGCAAAAAUAACAGGUUGAAGGUUAUUGUGGAGAUGGCAAAAGAUAUAUAUUGGGGGUAACAGAUGUUACUGUUGAAAUGGUUGUUGACAUGCUGAACAAUGCUAAGGGUGGAGUGUUUCAGCAUGACAUAGAUACAGUUUAAUGGGGAGGUUUUUUUGGGGGAGGUUGUGGUAGAAGUUAGGGAUUUAUUUAGUUUAGAAUUUAUUUUCAUGGAAGUACAGAAUUGGGCAGAUCAUGAUUGAUCGUACAUUCUUGCACAGUAGGUGGCGGCAUGCACUUAAACUAUUGUUUGUGGACCGCCAUGAUAUAGAAGAAAAAUGUUUUCAGGAUUGUUUUAUUGUCUAUUGCCAUGGCUUGUUAUUCAAAAUAGGCUUAUAUGUUAGCUAGAUGAUCGAAAUAGCCUUCAAUUUCCAUGGAGUAUUGAAGACUUCCUGUUAAACCCCACUGAAGAAGAAGGAAGGGGCUGAGGUUAGGUUUAGGUCUAGGGUAUGGACGUCCCAAGGAUAUCAGAUAGCACUUAUCACUUUUGUUGAGUCAAGCUCCAGAGUGGAGCAGUGGUCUAAGGCACUGCAUCUCAGUGCUAGUGGCGUCACUACAGACUCUGGUUCAAUUCCAGGCAGUAUCACAACCGGCUGUGAUUGGGAGUCCCAUAGGGCGGCACACAAUUGGCCGUUCAGUGACAGAAGACUAGUUUUUGUGCAAUUUUUUUCACUUGAGAAAUAAUGUCUUAGUUAACUGUAAAAUCGCGGGACUAAGACCUUUAAGUAAAAACGAAUGACAUAUUUCUUGAUUUAUCUUAGAUUGAGUCUGACAUAUUUUGAUGAAGUGUUACUGUAUGUUGUUGCGUACAGUCUCUCUAGACUCUAGAGUCUAGAGGGACAAAUUGAAGUUUUUUUUUCAAGCUACUGUCUUUUUAAGUGAGUAAAUGGCACAGACUUUUACUUCUGGCUCGGAGCAAACCGAACCUAACCUAGGCUUUGAGACCCCUCGUAGCAACCUGGUCUCAGAGCAUUUCGAGACACUCCAUUUAGUAUGAAAUGUUACGUUUCGUAUGCCUAGACUGUCCUUUUAGCUCCUAUGUACUGUAAUCAAUGGAGCCUCAAGACCUAACCAAAGUGGUUCUGCUGGCUUGUGGGUCUUUCAACCCCAUAACCAAUAUGCACCUGCGUAUGUUUGAAUUGGCACGGGAUUACCUGGAAGAUACAGGACAGUACAUAGUUGUGAGGGGCAUCAUCUCUGCAGUGGGUGACGGCUAUAAGAAGAAGGGUCUGAUUGAGGCCUGUCACCGUGUAGAUAUGGCCAGGCUGGCCACAGACACCUCUGACUGGAUCAAGGUAGAUGCAUGGGAGAGCCAGCAGCCUGAAUGGGUGGAGACAGCUAAAGUGAUGCGGCAUCAUUCUAAAGAACUGACGACAGUGGAACAGAACAAUGACUAUGUGGACACUGCAAAGAAGAGGAGGAUUGAGGCGACAAAGCACGCUUUCGAGGAUCCAUCCUCGUAUCACACAAGGAGAGACAACGGCCCUCAGCUGAAACUCCUGUGCGGCGCGGACGUCCUGGAGUCCUUCGGCGUUCCCAACCUGUGGAAGCACGAGGACAUUGCCGAGAUCGUGGGCCGCUAUGGCCUGGUGUGCAUCACCCGCAACGGCUGUGACGCCCACAAGUUCAUCCACCAAUCGGAGGUGCUGUGGAAGCACCGCAAGAACAUCCACGUGGUCCGUGAGUGGGUAACCAACGAGAUCUCGGCCACGCACGUGCGUCGGGCCCUGUGCCGGGGCCAGACCGUCCGCUACUUACUGCCGGACCCGGUGGUGAGCUACAUCCGGGAGCACGGACUGUACAGUGCCGAGAGUGAGCAGAAGAACGCUGACGUCGUCCUUGCCCCGCUUCAGAGACACACCGGCCCCUCCUCCAGCUGAGGUGGCCAGCCAUAUUGCCUGCUGCCAACUUGAAUGCCUUGAGUCCAUUGAAGGCCGGUGGGAGGAGCUAUAGGAUUACUGGCUCAUUGAAAUGGAAUAUAUGGAAGGGCAUUAAACGUGGUUUCCAUAUGUUUGAUACCUUUACUAUUUAUUUUCUAGCCAUUACAAUUAGCCCGUCUUCCUACAGCUCCUCCCACCGGCCUCCUCUACUUGAGACUGUGUAGUAGAGGCAUUUUAUCUUUUACUGGUUUGAAAAGAUAUGUGAAUGAAUGCACAGAUGUUUUUGUAUAUUUUUGUAACAGUUGAAGUAGACUGCUCACCAGUGCUAGAAUGAGUUUGCACCAGAAUAACCUCUUGUGUGGCAUCUCCUCAGAGAAUGGGUGAAUCUGCUAAAGUUUAAAUGAAUAACUGUUUUGUAGAAAAGUAUAAGCACCCAAGUAGUGGCAAUCCCAAGCGCCAGAAUGUAAACCCUUGAUCUGUCACUAACAGUCAAUCUGGUCCUUGGAGCACUUUAUCUAUAUAAUAGCACAGAUCGACACCCAUGAUUAUUUGUGUACAAAUGAGAAUUCCUUGAUUUACAAUGAGCCUGAUGUAUAACUACAGACAUUUUUCAUUUUGCAGUGAUUAACAAGCUCGUCCACCCUUGUACAUUUUGUGUUUCUUUUUAAAUGCUGGGGCUUUAGUGUGUGUGUGUGUGUGUGUGUGUUUGACUAAUUCUCUCAGGCAAAGGCAGUUACAUACAAACGGCAUGGUGUAUAUUGAGAGAAAUAAAACGCUGUCUUUGUUUUGCAGCUUGUGAACA